CUCCUCUCCAUCUCGCAGCUAAGGCACGCUCUACUGCAUCUACAGAGGAUAAGAAAAAAGGUCGACGCCGGCGCGGCUUACUCGCGCGCCCAUCAUGACGAGCAUGUUUUUUCCGCGGCCCUCCUCGAGCAUCGAGCCCUCCACCGUCUCCCGGAACCGCCGCCUCUGUCAACGGAAUGCAAGGGAGAAGAGAAAGAAAGAAAAAAACGGUGAAAAGGUGGACGGCGAGACUGACGGUGGCCUCUGUCUUCUUGAGAGACGCAACCGGCGUCCGUUUUCCCCCACGCAUGGAGCACAUGUCCACAUGACUCGACUUACACCGCGCAGAGCAGAGCCAUUAGAACCGCAGAGCGACGACGGAAUCUCUCCCAAAAGGCCGUCUCACCAAGAUCACACAUGCAUCCAUCCCCCCCUCCCCCCCUCCCUCGGUACUCCCUAAAUCUUGCGAACCCCCUCGAAGAAACGCAGUGAGACCCUUGCACAAGCAGACCACAUGCCGCGCCAUGAGAUGUCCCUCGUCCGACCUUGCCCCUGAGUCCCUCCCCGUCU
Molecule: messenger RNA, 549 nt
Organism: Colletotrichum destructivum
Lineage: Eukaryota; Fungi; Ascomycota; Sordariomycetes; Glomerellales; Glomerellaceae
Exons: 1
Coding region: 95-439 (114 amino acids)
Source: RefSeq, a predicted model, not a curated record